AUGCUUCCGUUCUUCUUCAAUGGCCUGCUCCUUACAGGAGCAUUCAUCAUGAGGGUACAGGCGGACAUCCCAAUCCGCAUCAUCUCGCACAACAUCCGAUACGCUACAACGAGUCCGUUCACCGGAGAGAAGCCAUGGACGGACCGCAAAGCGCUAUUAAUCAAUGAGCUGAAGUACGACACGCUGUACAACGCCGAGGCAUUUGUGUGCUUGCAGGAGGUGCUGAAUGCUCAAUUGACAGAUGUUAUGGGUGGGCUGGGCUCGGACUGGGAUUACAUCGGAGUGGGUCGCGACGAUGGAAAGAAAGCUGGAGAGUACAGUCCGAUCAUCUUCCGGAAGGCAGUAUGGGAGGUCGACACAUGGAAGACUGUCUGGCUGAGCGAAACACCCGACAAGCCAGGAAGCAAGGGCUGGGACGCCGCCUCCGUCCGUAUUGUUACGGUCGGCACGUUCGUUCACCAACCCUCUAAGCAGAAGGUUGUUGGAAUGUGCACCCAUCUUGAUGACCAGGGCGCAACCUCCCGCACCGAGUCUGCAAAGCUCAUUCUCAAGGUUGCUAACGAGACCAUUCACAACUCUACUGCUUCCACGCCUCUGCCUGUGUUCCUCGGCGGCGACCUCAACUCUGAACCAUCUGGGUCGGCAUACCAGAUACUGAAUGGGAAGAAUUCGGCAUUGCAAGUGGUUAAAGAGAUGGCGCCAUGGAGGUACGGAAAUGUAAAGACAUUCACCGGUUUUCAAGAGAGUGACGCGAAGACGGAGCUUGAUCAUGUGUUUGUGAAUCGCAGAGCGGGAACAUGGGAGGCGAAGGGGUUUGCUGUACUGCCAAACAAGUUUGACGAUUUGAUAUACGCCAGUGAUCACAGGGCUGUAGUCGGAGAUGUUGUGUUGAAGGUGCAGACAUGA
Molecule: messenger RNA, 906 nt
Organism: Didymosphaeria variabile
Lineage: Eukaryota; Fungi; Ascomycota; Dothideomycetes; Pleosporales; Didymosphaeriaceae
Exons: 2
Coding region: 1-906 (301 amino acids)
Molecular function (GO): 3'-5'-RNA exonuclease activity
Source: RefSeq, a predicted model, not a curated record